UAAAUCCCACAAGCCAAAAAUCGGAGUCCAGAAGGACACCACUGACUGAAAGACAAGUCUCUAAAAGGGUUAUGCUAAAAGGCCAAAUCUCAUGUCCUAAUGACUAAGAAAAUGGAAAAUGGGCGUUGGUUUUUACAAGCACCUGACUUGUGUGCCAUUUCUGUUUCUAACUGGGAUAGAAGAAAUUUGUCACAGCCACAAGCAUGAGGAUGUCAGUAUGUCUAGUCUUAACCUCUGUUGCUGCGAUGCUGAUAAUGAUCUCUGAAGCUGAAGCUGCGGAUUCCAUAACAACAACUCGGUUCCUUAGUGCAAAUGAAACGAUAGUUUCAUCCGGCGGCAGCUUCGAAUUGGGAUUCUUCCGACCAGGUAGUUCCCAGAAUCUCUACAUGGGGAUUUGGUACAAAAAAAUAACAACCAGAACCGUGGUUUGGGUUGCCAACAGAGAAGCUCCCCUCUCCAAUCAGUCAGCGAUAUUGAAGGUUUCAAGCCCCGGAAUUCUCAAUCUCUACAAUGGAACCAGCAGCAGCAUCUGGUCUUCCAAUACCUCUAGACAUGCAGAGAACCCAAUUGCCCAGCUUUUGGAUUCUGGGAAUCUGGUUGUUAAAGAUGCAAAUGAUGAUAAUCCAGAGAAUUUUCUGUGGCAGAGUUUUGAUUAUCCAACUGAUACCCUUUUGCCCGGAAUGAAGCUUGGGAAGAACUUGGAAACUGGGAGAGACUGGUACUUAUCAUCCUGGAAAAGCAGUGAUGAUCCUGGUCAGGGCCUUUUCACAUAUUGGCUGGAUAUUCAUGGAUAUCCCCAAUUUUGGGGGAGUAAUGGUUCGGUCUUUUGGUAUAGGUCUGGACCCUGGAAUGGCCUAAGGUUCAGUGGUGAUCCCAGUUUGAAAAAGAACAGCAUUUACAGAUUCAAUUUUGUUGUUGAUAAGAGGGAGAUUUACUACAGCUAUGACCUACUUAACAGUUCUGUGAUUUCAAGGUUUUUGAUUAGGGAAAACGGUUUGGUGCAACGUUGGACUUGGGUGGAUGGGAGAGGAUGGGUGCUUUACCUCAGUGGACCGACAGAUGCCUGCGAUUACUACGCGGUUUGUGGGGCGUAUGGCCGGUGUAUUGUUAACCAAUCUCCAAUUUGUGGGUGUUUGGAGAGAUUUGUGCCCAGGUUCCCAAAUGAAUGGGCCAUGGGAGUUGCUUCAAAUGGGUGUGUUAGAAGGACUCCUUUAGAUUGCGCAAGUGGAGAUGGAUUCCUUAAGUAUACCGGUGUUAAGCUGCCGGACACCCAGCAUUCGUCGUUUAACGAAAGUAUGAACCUUAAGGAAUGCCACACAGUUUGCUUGAGGAAUUGCACUUGUAUGGCUUAUGCAACUCUGAACAUUACUGGGGAGGGAAGUGGCUGCCUGCUUUGGUUCGGCGACCUGAUUGACAUCAGACAAUUUACUGAAAAUAGACAAAUUAUCUACAUAAGGGUGGCUUCUUCUGAGCUAGAUGGAUCUAAGAGGAAGAAAGGAAAGACAAUUGGAAUCAGCUUGGCAUUAUCAAUGGGGACACUUACUCUAAUCCUUUGCCUCAUGUUCUAUAUUUGGAAAAGGAAGAUGAAGCGGCAGCAAAAAAGAAAUAUUGGCAAUUCAGGAAUAACGAGUGAUAUCUCUCGACGAGGUUACAGAGGCGAGAGGCAGCAGAAAGAUUUAGAGCUUCCAUUGUUUGACUUAUUUACAGUAACAAGUGCUACCGAUAACUUCUCACCUAGCAAUAAGCUUGGAGAGGGUGGAUUUGGCAGUGUUUACAAGGGUAUCCUGGAAGAGGGACAAGAAAUAGCUGUGAAGAGGCUUUCAAGUAGUUCCACACAAGGACUAGACGAAUUCAAGAACGAAGUUAUAUGUAUCGCCAAACUCCAGCACCGGAAUCUUGUAAAGCUUCUGGGAUGUUGCAUUCAAGGCGAAGAGAAGAUGCUAAUCUAUGAAUACAUGCCAAACAGAAGCCUCGAUUCCUUUAUUUUUGACAAAAGCCGAAGUGCCAUACUGGAUUGGCCAAAGCGCUUCCACAUUAUAAAUGGAAUUGCCCGGGGGCUUCUUUAUCUCCAUCAGGAUUCAAGAUUGAGAAUCAUCCAUAGGGACCUCAAAGCUAGCAACAUUUUGUUGGACUCUUCCAUGAACCCAAAGAUAUCUGAUUUCGGCAUGGCUAGGAGCUUUGGAGGAGACGAGACAGAAGCAAACACGAAAAGAGUGGUUGGAACUUACGGCUACAUGUCUCCAGAGUAUGCAGUUGAUGGAUUUUUCUCAGUGAAAUCGGACGUAUUCAGCUUCGGCGUGUUGGUGUUGGAGAUUGUGAGUGGGAAGAGAAACAGGGGCUUUUUCCAUGCAGAUCACAGCCUCAACCUUCUUGGACAUGCUUGGAUGCUCUAUAAAGAAGGCAGGUUUCUAGACCUGCUAGAUGAAGCUGUGAGUAGGGAUUCAUGCCAUUUAUCCGAAGUGUUGAGAUCGCUCCAUGUUGGUUUGUUGUGUGUUCAGCAGCAUCCAGAAGACAGGCCAACCAUGGCAUCAGUGGUUCUGAUGCUGGGAAGUGGGGGGCCUCUGCCUGAUCCGAAGCAGCCUGGCUUCUUCACUGCAAGGAAUAUGGCAGAAGCCGAUUGCUCGUCAGGGAAUCAAGCAAGUAGUUCAACCAAUGAUUUCACUAUCACAGUUGUACAGCCAAGAUAAUUGGUUUGUAUAUGUGAAUGUAUUUGAAUGUGAUAUGGACUCUGUUAUGUGCUGCGGCCGUGCAGACCCUGUAUUAGUGAACAUCUUCUGUGUAUACAUUAUUCUUUCUUACAAAACAUCAUUUUUAGGUUCAA
Molecule: messenger RNA, 2821 nt
Organism: Diospyros lotus (date-plum)
Lineage: Eukaryota; Viridiplantae; Streptophyta; Magnoliopsida; Ericales; Ebenaceae
Product: G-type lectin S-receptor-like serine/threonine-protein kinase At4g27290
Exons: 7
Coding region: 204-2687 (827 amino acids)
Biological process (GO): protein phosphorylation; recognition of pollen
Molecular function (GO): ATP binding; protein serine/threonine kinase activity
Source: RefSeq, a predicted model, not a curated record